This is a messenger RNA of Neltuma alba, 991 nucleotides long. RefSeq names its product basic leucine zipper 43-like. The transcript has a single exon. Bases 222 to 821 code for a protein of 199 amino acids. The record is from RefSeq and is a predicted model, not a curated record. Gene Ontology annotation, molecular function: DNA-binding transcription factor activity. NCBI's taxonomy places the organism in Eukaryota, Viridiplantae, Streptophyta, Magnoliopsida, Fabales, Fabaceae. Gene Ontology annotation, biological process: regulation of DNA-templated transcription.
AGACAUAUUCUGCAUGAUAAUCUAAGCUUUUAAGGAUUUGAGCCAUUGUUUUUCCGCCUGCUUUUUGUAGGCCCUUUUAGCCAGUUUUUCCUCCCUAUAUAAUACCUGCCCUGGUUUUCUUCCUCUUUCUCAGAACCAACCCAAUUACCCAGUCCACCAUUUCCCUUCAAAACCUUGCAAGAACUCCUCCUGCUCAUUGGUUGAACACAGAUCGUAAAACCAUGCAAGCCAGAGAGGUUUCCGGACUGAAUUAUCAGUUUCAGGUCCAUUCAAGCCCAUAUGCAUACCCACCCCAUUACAUCUCUCCGCAGAACAAUAUAUCCACAUUCCAGCUUCAAAGAUUCGCCAAUCAGCUAUACAAUUUCCAAAACCCUCCUCAAGUUCAGGACUUUAGUCCUCAAUCAUCGUGUCUGAGCGGCAAUUCCACUUCUGAUGAAGCAGAUGAGCAACAACAGAACUUCAUCAUCAACGAGAGGAAGCACAGGAGGAUGAUAUCGAACAGGGAAUCUGCUCGCAGGUCACGCAUGAGGAAGCAGAAGCACCUGGACGAGCUGUGGUCGCAGGUAGUAUGGCUCAGGAAUGAGAAUCAUCAGUUGAUAGAUAAGCUGAACCAUGUGUCGGAGAGCCAUGAUCGAGUGGUUCAGGAGAAUGCUCAGCUGAAAGAGGAAGCUUCGGAGCUUCGUCAGAUGUUAAAGGACAUGAGGCUCAACAGUCCCUGCCCUUCCUUGGGCCCUCUGGAAGAUGUCCUCUGUAGCUCCUCGUACCUCGGAUCUGAUUCCUCCAACCAAUCCUUAACCACCUCCAUCGACCUGCUCGGCUAAUUUGGAAUGGAAGGCAGAGAUUUUUUAUAUCUCUUUUGAUUUUCUUUGUCUUUGGUUCCUCUGUCUGUGUGAAAUAGUAUGCAAAAAUAGUAGUCUUUGCCUCCUUUUUAAGCCCUGUGGGGUGAGCUGAUAAAUGGCAAUAACAUGUUUUUUAGUAUCUUUGUUCAAAA